AUCUAUUAACCUUAAUGUACUCUGUAUGGUACUGGGUAACGUAUGGCAUAUUACUAAUGACCUACUAUUUUUCUAAUUUCUGGGUGUAAGAGUAUGCUGGCAUUUAGCCUUUGGCGCGGUACCUAAUCAUACGUAACGUUCAAACUCUUGCUGUGCAAAUUUGAUACAAAACUGGAAAUGAUAAAAUAUUCUGGAAGUGAUGGUGCCAAACAAGCAUUACCAUCAUAUAUUCGAACACAGGGAGAUGGAAUGGAAAAUGAACCUGAGAUUAAGAAUGAUGCUGUACAUGUGAAACGAGAUAAAAAUAGUCUGGGAGACCGGCUGAUCUACCGACCUCCAGACUUCAAACACUUUACCGCUACUCCUCCAGUUAUUACUGGGAAGAUAGUCAAUCUGGUUCCAAAGACUGUGACACACACCAAGAAAGACAAGGUUAUCUUGGGAAACCUAAAGGGGAAGGAACCCAAGUUUGUUCCGUAUGAACCGUACAAAGCUGCAGUAAAACCCAUAAUUCCAUAUGAAAAGAAGGGAAAGACAGGGGAGAGGAAAACUUCUCAGAAGUCCAUAGAUCUAAAAAUUGUAGUUACUAAUGUGCCAGGUGUUCAUGAGGGCACAACAGAUCAUGAGAAUAACAGAGAGACUGCAAAUGAGGGACAGAUUAACAUUGCAUUGGAAGAGAGGAAAGCAAUGGAGGAUGAGAUUAAAACCCUGAAAGAAGAAAAUGGUCAGUUGGAAAGUCAGUUAAAGUUCCAGGCUCAGGUGAAUGGGGAGCUCAAGAAUCUGCUGGUGGCUGCAAUGGGGGAAGAUCUCGAGACAAGGGUCCACGUGCUGACAGAAGACAAACUGCAGCUGGCACGCGCCUUACUUAACUCAGCGCAGCGACUUUCAACACACCAAGAGCAGACUGAGUGGUUGGCAGGGCAGUGCGAGGUUUGGAGAAGCAAGUUUCUUGCCAGCAGUUUGAUGGUGGAGGAACUAGCACGCUGGAAGGCAGCUCUGAGCCAGCGAGCUACCGACCUGCAGGAAGCACUGAAGAGAGUUCUGGAGGAGCGAGGCAAGGCCCGGGAGUUUCUUCUCAAUACGUACAGAAAUCUGAGCGUCCUGCGAGAGAAUUUUGACCACACAUACAGCAUUACCCGUAGACCUGACGUGGCCUCAACCAAUAUUCUGGACCUUGCAGCAGGCAUCACCCGCCUGAGUGACACUCUGCGGCACAUCCUCCUAGGUAGCAGCAGUAGGCAGACCAGGGCAGAACCAGACUUCACUGGGCUGGAUAUGUCCACUUGCGCUGAGAAAACAGCAGAGAGUCUGCUGGCAAACCCAAUGCCUCUCUUGCUGUCUGAUGCAGCAUGCAGUGCUGUCAUGGGAGCUGCUGUGGCUGUUAGUGGGCAUAUGCUUGUCAGACCAUCAAUACCAGCAUGCUGUGGUCACUGCAGUGGAGAAAUUAAGCUUGUGUGAAUUAUCUCAGCCUCCCAUUUGACAUUGUCAUCAGGGUUUCUUCCAGAGGUCAUGAACCAUAUGUCAUGGGCUCCUUGGUGUUUUUGAGUACCUGUGUAACUGAGGGAGGGGGGAGUCCAAUCAGUGCUAAUUCUGUAUGGUUUCUUGUAUUUUUGUUAGAGUUAGAAAUAUGGACAAAUGUUUCAUAAUAUAAUAAUGGCCUCUUAAUCAUAAAAAAUUGUUUUUAAAUGUACACCAGUUGUGUGUGUGUUGUGCGCGAGCAUGCAUAUAAAAGCAUGACACUUGUUUUGGAUUGAAAUCUCUUUAUGGUUGCCCUCAUCGAAAGAAGGUUGGUGACCCGUGUUACACCAUCAUGUGUUGUUAAGACCACACACUGCAUUAUUCAUUUUGUGUUAUGUUCAGCCAUCACAUUAUUCUGAACUGUAAAAACAAGGUUAACACAGUAAAUCUGUGGGACAGUUAAGUAAAUUGGGGAAAUAUAACACUAUAAUCCUCAGGCUGGAACCACAGAAAUUGAAAACUGGAUGUAUGUUCCACUGUUCAGACAUAGUGCCUUCUUGACUGCAUUAUUCUGUGAAUAAUAGUUUGUACUAGUGCCAGUGACCUAUUCUCAGUUGUAAUUUUCUAUACCUUAGCUCUUUAAUAAAAUACUAAUGCCUAUAAAAAUAUCCA
Molecule: messenger RNA, 2130 nt
Organism: Zootermopsis nevadensis
Lineage: Eukaryota; Metazoa; Arthropoda; Insecta; Blattodea; Termopsidae
Product: golgin-45
Biological process (GO): Golgi organization; Golgi to plasma membrane protein transport
Cellular component (GO): Golgi membrane
Source: RefSeq, a predicted model, not a curated record